Closterium sp. Yama58-4 is the source of this 2157-nucleotide messenger RNA. The record is from the annotation of a GenBank genome assembly. Lineage: Eukaryota; Viridiplantae; Streptophyta; Zygnematophyceae; Desmidiales; Closteriaceae.
AUGUUGGGGUGUUACUUGAUUACGUUCAGUCUUGUUGGAGACGAGGAUACACCGGCUGACGGCGAGCCUGCAGAGUCUUCGGAAGACAGCGUGAGGGCGGAGAUUUUCGAUACACUGACAAAGUUGUACCUUUUCUUCAGGGACGCCGACCUUUCGCACAGGGAGGUUAACCGUCUGCUACACAUUUUCCGCAAUCCGCGCUUCAACCUACGGGCCCUCAGACGAUGGCGCAACUGGGUGGACGUGCGCCGCUGGGGCAUGGCGCGAGCUCCCGCCGACAUGGUCCCUUGGAAAACGGAGGAAAUAGUGGUGCGGGGCCCCAAAGGAAUGCAAAUGAAGCUGCUACUGCACUUCCGCGACACAGAGCUGGUUCGUAAUAGAAGCCCGUUGGGAGCUCGCGACGUCGUAAUUAAGUGUCGCCCGAGACAACCGUUCAUUACCUACCAUAACUCGCACCUGAUUCCACCUCGAUGCCCGCAGAUUUUGAAGAAGCUGGUGCGGACGUUCUCAUCGAAGAAGGGGUUCGUUUGGAAACCAAGGAAGAUUCAUCGGAAGAAGAACAACGAGAGGGUGUUUGAAGGACCGGAGACGGGUGAUUGGAUGCACGCUGCCCAGAAGGAGAUUAAUGACGAGGAUGCACUCAUUCUAGGCGUGCUGAUAUACAGUGACAGCACCCAGGCAUCACGGAAUGGCAGGAGGAACGCGUGGCCGGUGCUGAUCUCACUUAUCAACAUUCCGGCGGAAUUGCGAGGAGUGGAGCCUGGGCACACAUUGGCGGCGGUGCUUCCGUUCCCACCUGAGUGGGCAUCGCCUACGGAGAAGACGCGCGUGUUCCAGGAGGCACUAAAGAUCAUCCUCGCGCCCAUCAUGCGAGAGUCUGCAAGCGCGCCAGUUCGCUUCUUCUACUGCACAGACGCGGACGGGAAGGUGCACAAGGCGGUCCCUUGCCUGUACGGAUACCCUGCCGACUUCCCUAAAUCCAGCAGAGCAUCUGCGACGCUUCAGCAAGGGUCGCAUCGACCAUGCGCUAACUGCUAUGCAGACAAGGGGGAGUUGACCAUGAUGGUGGGGAAGGUGGAUCCACGAACCACCGAGAAGCAGAGGGACAUUGUCCGACAGAUCCUGGCGUACACACUGCAUGUUCUGGACUCUGGUGUGCUGAUCCACAUGAUGGACACCUACAUAGAGCCGCUCGGGAAGGUUGAGAUGCGGCUGCUUGAACGACGCAAGAAGGAGUUCAAGGCCAUCACGCCUAGCGUUCUCCUCCGAAUCCCAGGGGGCUCAUCGUUCUUCAGUUCAGGCGCAAAUUACGCCGCGUUCGAGCACAGGAGCAUGAUGCAGAUAAUGCCGAUAUUGGUGGCUGACGAGAGUGCAUUGAAGGGUGGAGAGGAGGGAGAGCUGCGUGCUUUGCAGGUCAAAGCGUUCCGGCUGUUUGCUGUGUUUUACAAGGCGUUUCUGGGGGUUGACAGGCACACACAUACAACAAUUGCGAUUGCACGUCAGCAUGCGAUAGCGUUGGUGGAGUUGCUACCGCGGGCAUUUCCAAAGCAGGCAUCCCACUGGAGACUCCCAAAGAUACACAUGAUAAGGCACUUACUGGACAACGUUGUCCACCGUGGGAUGCCGCACCAUUAUUCCACGGAAAUGUGGGAGCGCACGCACAAGGGCACGGUUAAGGGUCCAGUAAGAGGGAGCAACUGGAGCGACAUUCCACGCCGCAUUGUGGAGGAGGAGGUGCAGCGAGAGGUGUACCGUGAAGUGGCUGCAGACGCGGGGGGUGGGCGACAGUACGCGACCGCAUUGAGCGAGGCAAUCAAGACGAGGAAACCGGUGCUUACAAAGAAGUAUCUGAUCAUGCGCAUAGGGGGGGAGUCGGAUCCAGUGUACAACGAGUACACCGCCGCGCUUGGAGACGAGAUGAAGGGGAUGGCAGAUGAGUUCAAGGCGUUGGGGCUGUCUACCAACAACGUGCAGGUCCACACGGCGGUGGCCAUUCCGCGCACAAGGGGCGGGGAGCUAGUGGCAAAAGGGACAUUUGUGAAGGCGUCUCCCCGAGAGAGGUGGUAUUCGGACGUGGCACUGCUGAACAACAAGAAGGGGGACUGGUUUGCAAGAUGUCUGUGCAUCUUCAGGGCGGUUGACCGUGAUGGGGAGUAG